Paramecium pentaurelia is the source of this 214-nucleotide messenger RNA. The record is from the annotation of a GenBank genome assembly. Lineage: Eukaryota; Ciliophora; Oligohymenophorea; Peniculida; Parameciidae.
AUGAAAAGAAAGACUUUAUUAUUGGAAGCUGACAUUAUUCAAUAAAUUAAAAGUGCAUUCAAUCUAAAUCAAAUAGAAAUCACUGAAUUACUCACAUAAGCCAAACGAUAUGAUCCUAAAGGCACUGGUUAUGUUAGCAAAACAGAGGUUGAUGAUAUUAUGAGAGGCAUGAAACUUAUUUAACAAUAUAGAUCUUAAAUUACUUAAUAAUGAA